This is a messenger RNA of Archocentrus centrarchus (flier cichlid), 3007 nucleotides long. RefSeq names its product cytochrome c oxidase assembly homolog 11 (yeast) (gene cox11). NCBI's taxonomy places the organism in Eukaryota, Metazoa, Chordata, Actinopteri, Cichliformes, Cichlidae. Bases 164 to 937 code for a protein of 257 amino acids. The record is from RefSeq and is a predicted model, not a curated record. Gene Ontology annotation, molecular function: copper ion binding. The transcript has 5 exons. Gene Ontology annotation, cellular component: mitochondrial inner membrane.
GUUUCCGGGAACAUGUUCGGUAACUAAGGUGAGGUGAGUGACACAGAAGCUGCACAGGUAACAGAACCCGAGUUUCUCCACUUAUUCCAUAUUUGUAGUUCAAGGUAGCAGGUAAAACAGCUGAGCGUGUCCAGGUGAGCCUCAGGUGUGACUGACUGCAGAUAUGUUGCUGCCUCUCCUGCUGCGGCCGCCUCUCUGCCAUGCUCAGGCUUCCGGAUUAUUCACAGGAUGUGUCCGGAUGCUUCACUGCGGCGCUCCUCAGGGGCUCCGCUUUCAGGCUGAGAAAUUCCUGCAGCGGCGACGUCCUCACCGCCUCCACGCUCGGGGGCGGAGCAGGAGGAGCCAGAACCAGGAGGAGGAGUGGAGGAGCAGGAACAAGACGGUGCUGACGUACAUCGCUGCUGCCGGUGUGGGAAUGAUCGGCCUGGCGUACGCCACAGUGCCGCUGUAUCGACUCUACUGCCAGGCGACAGGGCUCGGGGGCACGGCGGUGGCCGGGCACGACACAGAGCAGGUGGCAACGAUGACGCCGGUGAAGGAGCGCGUCAUCAAGGUGACGUUCAACGCCGACACGCACGCCAGCAUGCAGUGGAACUUCAGACCGCAGCAGACGGAGAUCUUUGUGGUUCCAGGUGAGACGGCGCUGGCCUUCUACAGAGCCAAGAACCCCACAGAUAAACCCAUCAUCGGCAUCUCCACCUACAAUGUGGUACCCUUUGAUGCAGGGCAGUACUUUAACAAGAUCCAGUGUUUCUGCUUCGAGGAGCAGCGUCUGAACCCUCACGAGGAGGUGGACAUGCCCGUCUUCUUCUACAUCGACCCAGAGUUCGACAGCGACCCCCGGAUGGCCCGAGUGGACACCAUCACACUGUCCUACACCUUCUUCGAGGCCAAAGAGGGUCAGAAACUUCCUCUGCCCGGAUACAGCUACAACUGAGCGGCAGGAAGUGGACUCUGUGUUUCUCAGAGGAAAUGAUGGAAAAUUGUUUGGAUAAUCCAAGUCUGACUUCAGACAGACGAGUCCUUUAGGGCACGAUCAGAAAGCUUUCCUGCCGCGAUGUUCUGCUGGGUGAGAAAUAAAAACAGAACCGAGUCUAAACGAGUCGAAGCUUCGAGUGAUAAAAAUGUUUCAAAGGCCUGAAGACACAUUCAUAAAUGCUGGAUGACCUCACAGGCUUUCCGCCAAAUGUAAAGAAUUGAGAACUACGUUUUUUUAUGUUUUAUGUUUGAGCACAAAUCAUCUAAAACCAUAAAAGAUCACAUCAGAAGUGUGUAAUAACAUUUCCAGUGUGUUCAGAAAGGAUUCAGAGCCCUUCAGUUUUUCCAGUGUUAUGCAGCAACUCAGUGCUACAAUUGUUUAAAUCAGUCUUUUCCUCAUUAAUCUACACUCAAUACACCAAAACAACAAAUUGAAAAAAGAAUUUUAGGAUUUUUUUGUCAAUUUAUUUAAUAAAAACAAAAACUAAUAUAUCACAUUUCCAUAAGUAUUCAGAGCCUUUGUGUGCUUAGUGGACGCACCUUUGUCAGUACAUCCUCGAGUCUUUCUGAUUAUAAUGCAAAAAGCUUUGUACUCCCUUCACUGAAGGAAUUUUGCCAUUCUUUGGAAAUCAGUCAGGUUGGAUGGGGACUGUCGGUGGACGGACGUUUUCAGGUCUCUGUGGAGAUGUUCAGCAGGGGUCAAACCUGGGCUCUGGCUGGGCCACUCCAGGACAUCCACAGCCACUCCUGUGUUGUCUUCGCUGUGUGCUUAGUGCCGCCAUGUUGGGAGGGAAACCUUCUCCCCAGUCUGAGGUCCUGAGACCUGAGGAGCAGUUUUCAUCCCUGACCAGUCUCCCAGUCCCCCACAGCAUGAUGAUGCCACCACCGUGCUUCACUAUUGGGCUGGUGCUGGGCAGCUGAUGAGAUGGUUUCCUGCAGAUAUAAUGUUUAGAACUGAGGCCAAAUAGUUCAGUCUUACAUUAGUCCAGAGGAUCUUAUUCCUCACAGUCUGAGAGUCCUUCAGGUGCUUUUGUGCAAACUCCUUUCUCGCAGUGUUUUCCACUGAGGAGAGGCUUCUGUCUCCACUCUGCAAUAAAGGCCAGAUCAGAGGAGUCACAUCUCCACAGGAUCUCUGGCGCUCAGAGUGACCAUCAGGUUCUUGGUUGUCGCUUUCAUGAAGCCUCUUCUCGCUUGUUUUGCUCAGUUUGUCUGGGCAAGCGGCUCUUGGAAGAAUCCUGGUUGUGCUAAACGUCUUCCAUCUCAGUUAUGAAGGCUGCUGUGCUUCUGGAAACCUUCAGAGCAGCAGAAAUUUUUUGUAGCCUUUCUCAGAUCUGUGCAUUGCAUCAACCCCGUCUCUGAGCUCUGUGGGCAGUUCCUUUGACCUCAUGGCUUCAUCUUUGCUCUGGUAUCAGCUGUGGCCUUUUAUACAGAGGUGUGUGUCUUUCUAAGUCACAUCCAGUCAAUUUAUCCAUUCAGUCAAGCUGUAGAAACAUCUCAGCAACAAUCAGGAGAACUGGGAGCACCUGAGCUAAAUUUCAAGCGUUUUUGCAAAAGACCUGAAUACUUAUGUAACUGUGAUAUUUCAGGUUUUCUAUUAAGUUUAUUCACAGAAAGUCCUAAAAUUCCAUUUUCAGUUUGUCAUUCUGGUGCACUGAAUGUAGCUUAAUGAGUUUAAGUGACUGUAACAUCAGGCUGCAGCAACACAACACUGACUGGUCUGAAUCCUCUGUGAACAGCUGAUAUCUUCAGUUUUUUUCUUUGAGUUCAAACAUUUUAAUGUUUAAAGGCAGGAGGGGAAAAAACAACAGAUCAUUCUUACCUGUGUGUGUCUACAGUACACGUACACAUAUACAGGUACACAUUUAAACUGACUUGCACUGUAUGUGUCAACCUGUACCUGUCAGGACAACUAUAUAAAUAUAGUAAAUUAAAAUAUUGAAUAUAAUAAAAGAGAACAUCUUGCUGAAUACAUGCAGUACAUGUUUACGUUUCUGUGUAUUCUUACAUAUUGUAGUGUUUUGACUUGUAU